CAACAGAUAGCUCAACGUUGUUAUUUGAUCGCUGAACAGAGAUAUGCUGGAGGUAUCUACGUCAGGAGGGGCCAGCGUCAUGUCAGCUGCAAAGCGCGCGAAGGUGUCUGCGGCGAACGGCGGCAGUGGUGGCAGCAGUGCCCACCCAACGCAGGUCGUUUCCCUCCGGGAGUUUGCUGCAGCAACAGGGCUCGUCCGGGGCGGGGACAUGUUCUUCCAGCAGCUGCUCCUGGUCAGUGUCGUAAACGUGUCUGAGAAGAGCGAGUGCGAUGCUGCAACGGGAAAGUCACAAGAGAAGAGUGUCCCAGCCGCACCCCCAAGCAAUGCUGCCGCAUCCACUUCCCUCGCACCAGCGUCUGCCAACGCUUCUGACAUCAGGCAGACCUGCACGACACUCGCUAUCCGGUUUGGUGUCGAGGCUCGCCAAGCACUUGCCAGGAUUCGUCUGGCGGCUUCCGGGGCAUGGGAGCUGGUGUCGGGGGUCACAACGGCCACAACAUCGGAGCUGGACAGUGCCCAGGAAGCAGCAUCCUCGUCGUGCGCCGCAAGCAUGAACAAUGCUGUGCUUCGCGCAGUGGCAGCCCAGGUUCAGGCAAAGACAUUGUCCUUGCAGGACAUGGCAACAGAUAAGCUGGCGAUGCUGUUGCGCCGUAUCAACGAGCAACUUGGUGCACUGGACACAGGGUCGCCAGAAUCCACCACAAACACAACCCCAUCAAUCGCAGUGGCAGCUGUGGUCGAUCCAGGCCACGACCUGCUCAAGCAAACACAAACCAUCCUCAAGGCAAUUCCAGAGAGCACUCUCGUGCAAGGUGCAGCGAGAGAACAGCUGGUGAAUGUGGCAAGAGUGCUGAUGAACAUCGCAGGUACACUGGGCGACGGCAACGCGGGCAUACCGCGUUCAACACAGGAUGCGCUCAGCGACACAUUCGGGCACGUGAUGAAGCUUCUUCCACAGGAGGGCGGCGCUGCUGCAGACUUUGGGAUCGACACGCGUAUCCAGCAGAUGCUGCAGCAGCUCGACGACCCACGAGAAGCUUGCGUGCACUCGAUGCCGUGGCAGACGCGGCUUGGAACGCUAAUGAAGAUGGGUGUACACAUCAAAGAGCACCGACGGCUGCAUGUGGUGGAGGAGUGGAUUGCGUCGCAUCACCGCGCGUGGCCGCUGGUCGCGCGCAUGCUACACCGGAUCAUCCACCAGGCAACGCCACAGCGCCACCACCACCAUCAUCGCCCACAGCUGCCACUGACCACCUGA
This is a messenger RNA of Salpingoeca rosetta, 1258 nucleotides long. RefSeq lists its product as uncharacterized. Lineage: Eukaryota; Choanoflagellata; Craspedida; Salpingoecidae. The record is from RefSeq and is a predicted model, not a curated record. The transcript is spliced from 10 exons. Bases 44 to 1258 code for a protein of 404 amino acids.